UUCCCGUCACCACUCGCCUUCCCUCUUUUGACGCCUUUUUUUUUAUCAUCAUCAUCAUGAGCUAUCAACUUUUCGGUAUGGAAAACCCCUUGUUGGACAUUCAGUGCACCGCCACUGAAGAGCUCCUCAACAAGUACAGUCUCAAGGCCAACAAUGCCAUCUUGGCCGAUGAAUCCCACAAGGCUUUGUAUGAUGAGAUUAUUGAAAAGUUCAACGUCGUGUACGUUGCUGGUGGUGCUACCCAAAACACUAUCCGUGGUGCUCAGUACCUGUUGCCUCCCAACUCCACCGUGUACACCGGCUGUGUCUCGGACGAUAAGUUUGCCGAGACCAUGAAGGCCGCUGCCGCCGCUGACGGUCUUCGUACCGAAUACCAAAUUACCAAGGAAGCUCCCACCGGUACCUGCGCUGUUUUGAUCACUGGUCACCAUCGUUCGCUCGUUGCCAACUUGGCUGCUGCUGAAAAGUUCAAAUACGAAUUACUUCGUCAGCCCGAGAACUGGAAGAAUGUGGAAAAUGCAAAGUACUACUAUGUCGGUGCUUUCUUCUUGUCUCACGAUGGUGGUUACGAGUCAGCUCUUGCUGUGUCCAAGUAUGCCGCUGAGAACAACAAGGUGUUUGCCAUGAAUUUGAGCGCUCCUUUCUUGGCUCAAUUCUUUAAGGACCGUCUUGACAGCGUGAUCAAGAACACGGAUAUCUUGUUCGGUAAUGAGGAUGAGGCCCGCGUGUACUCCAAGGAAGCCAAGUGGGACACCGACGAUGUCAAAGAGAUUGCAAAGAAGUUGUCCCAACUCGAGAAGAGCAACAGCCGUCCUCGUAUUGUUGUGCUCACUCAGGGUGCUGAGGAAACCGUUGUUGCCGUGGGUGACCAGGCUUACUCUUUCCCUGUGACCAAGGUCGAAGAUAAGGAUAUCGUUGACUGUAACGGUGCUGGUGAUGCUUUCUGUGGUGGUUUCAUGGGUCUGUAUGCUCAAGGUGUCGAAGAAAUCCCUCGUCUUGUGAAUGCUGGUCACUACCUUGCGCAUCUCGUCAUCAAGCGUGUCGGUCCUACCUAUCCUACCAAGGAAGAAAGAGAAGCUCUUCCCGAAUUCUAAGUGACUGGGCCAUAUUUUUUCUUGAUACCAUGGCCUGAUCCUUCUUUCUUUGUCUCUAAUCUACCAAAAAUGGUUCAACACCAUUGUCAUUGUUACGAAUGUUUUGCAUAUAUUAUCUUUUUUUUAGAGUUUGCAUUAUCGCUUCUUUCCCCCUCUAAGAAUAGCAACUGUACAAUAGUUUCAACACCUUUUGUGUCUAUAAAAAAAUCUUUUUUAUCAUCAUUUUUUUUUUUUUAAAAAAAAAGAGAGAAGCAAGAACAAAUUACUUGCAGGCGCGUUAUGCGAUGCAGAUGAUUGUAGAAGAACGGAUGAUCCGUCGGGUGGUGGUGUCAAUUUCAG
Molecule: messenger RNA, 1433 nt
Organism: Radiomyces spectabilis
Lineage: Eukaryota; Fungi; Mucoromycota; Mucoromycetes; Mucorales; Radiomycetaceae
Product: Ribokinase-like protein
Exons: 3
Coding region: 57-1094 (345 amino acids)
Biological process (GO): purine ribonucleoside salvage
Cellular component (GO): nucleus; cytosol
Molecular function (GO): adenosine kinase activity
Source: RefSeq, a predicted model, not a curated record